This is a messenger RNA of Rhodofomes roseus, 2048 nucleotides long. RefSeq names its product peptide N-acetyl-beta-D-glucosaminyl asparaginase amidase A-domain-containing protein. The record is from RefSeq and is a predicted model, not a curated record. The transcript has 14 exons. Lineage: Eukaryota; Fungi; Basidiomycota; Agaricomycetes; Polyporales; Fomitopsidaceae. Bases 160 to 1872 code for a protein of 570 amino acids.
CUCGACAAUUCCCACUGAGAAGCAACUGAGAAGGGUUCCCAUCAUUAUUCUCGGCACGCCAUAUAAGAUGAAGAUCCCGCGACGGGCAGGGUGCGCCCACGAACGCUUCGCAGACGCUCCUGCUUCAACUUCGGUUCCUUCCUUGGUUGAGUUUGCGCAAUGUGGACGCGGCUUGUGCAGAGUUUGGGCGCGGGUCUCCUCGCUGCCCGGGCGUCGUAUGCGGCGGUGCUUGUUGACUUCCAGGUCGCGCAACCGCCCCCGUUGCCCUCGAGCGCCCAGCAGUGCACCGUACAGAUUCUUGAGCGUACCUUCGGGAAUUCCUAUGGAGAUCCAGAAAUCGUUCAAUACACUCCCCCAACAGACUGUGGCGAGGUUGGUUCCUGGGCUGGAAUUAGCCUCAACUUCACCGUGACCUCCAAUGGGACUCAGUAUGAUCGUCUCGGGAUCUUCACCUUCCAGAAUGUCGAAAUAUGGAGGACCUCAACACCGGAGCCUACCACCGACGGUAUCAUCUGGACAUAUCUCAAGGACGCGACCCGUUACCUCCCGCUCUUUUCGGAACCAGGUACCUUCAUUUUGGAACUUGACAAUAUACUUGAGACAGGGCUGAACGGCCAGUAUGCCUCUACGCUCACUGCGACAUUCUAUGCUUCGUCUGACGAGCAUCCGGCGGCGCCGCGUGCCAAUACCAUCAUUCCGGUGACUACCUUGGCAAACAACACUGGAGAUGACGCAUCCGUCCCUCCAGUUUUCUCUUUGAAUGUGACAAUCCCUCAAAACGCCGUGGCGGUCUACGCUGAGCUCUACGCCUCUGGUAAUUCCGCGGAAGAAUUCUGGUACUACAACGUGGCUAGCGAGUAUUUGGGUGACCUACCGAGCGGUUUCACCUAUGGUUACGGUCCAUUCCGCGAAGUCCGUAUGCUCGUGGAUGGUCAAGUUGCUGGUGUAGCAUUCCCAUACGCCGUGAUCUUCACAGGUGGAAUUUCGCCCACUGCAUGGAGGCCCAUAACAUCAUACGGUGCCCUCGACCUCCCCACCUACUUCAUUGACCUCACGCCCUUCGUGCCGGUUCUGACGGAUGGGCAGCCGCACAACAUCAGCAUCGACGUCGUGUCCGCCGAGACCAACCACACCAUCAACGACAAUUGGUAUGUCUCAGGCAACCUGCAAGUAGUCACAGACUCGUCGUCAAGCCCGACCACCGGCAAUAUCACCGCAUACAACGUGGAGCCGUAUGCCGAGACUACGACCACGGGGACCCUCGACGACAAUGGUGAUUUGACUGUCACUGUGACUGCUAAGCGCAGCAUCCAGAUCCAGUCUGAUUUCACGAGCGGGAGCGGCGAACACACCUCCGUCACCUGGACGCAGAAUCUCGAUUACUCCAACACGCAAUCCUACCUGAAUGGCUACUUGGUGAACAACGUUGCGCAAACUGCUACGGGUUCCUUCCUCUCCACCCACAACGGAGUAUCAGUGUUAAGCGACGACUUCUCCUACCCCCUGUACAUCAAUAUGACCUAUCUGAAUGACUCCUACGAGUCGUGGACUGCCGAAUUCGACCACUCGUAUAACCGCGUCUCGCUGCCGAGUCCCUUUAUCCUGGGUUCCACGAUCAACGAACGGCAGACCGCAACCUCCUCCUUCGUGGUAUCAGCCAGUGGCAACUAUGGCAAUGGCACGAACGACGAUACAUUCAGCUACAGUGAUGACGACGGCAACACGUAUUGGCGGAACGUCGGUGCUGCAGACAACAACAUCACCUACGACAGCGUGGGCGGUUCCCUGUCGGGCGGUCCAUUCUCGCUCCCGUUCUCUGCCCCGAUGUCACAGGGAGUAUUGGCCAAGCCGAGGCUGCCAGGGGGAAAGUGAAUUAUGGGAUGACUAGCACUUGCGUUCGUCGGACAAAAUAGGACAUUCUAUAGCGUCGUUCAGUGCAAAGACUUCAUUCUCUCGUCGUCUGUCAUUCAGCGCUAAAUUCUACGUACAACCAGCCUACGCACAGCUGCUGUACCAACGUGUACCCCGACGUCCACUCGCCUCGUUCU